UGAGGAGGGGGCCUGGGGGGGUGGUCUUGCUUUGGGUUGCCUCCUGUAGCACACGACUUGGCCACGGUGUCACCUUCCGUGGGACCUGUCGCAGACCUUAGGCUGAACCGAACGGGAGUCAGCACUUCAGAGGGUUCUCCUCAACGGGCCCCAUCGCCAAAAAGUUUUUCCCUCCUUGAUAACGAUUUAAAAAUCGUUAAUUUUAGAAACGUUGGCAGCGCAUUGCCCAGGGGACUGCUCCCCUGCUUGAGCGAGAUAGUAUUUCUUGCUUGUGAGAGGUUGCUUUUAGUUCUCAGGUUAGCUUCCUCCUCUCUGAGCUUGAAUGAAACAACCGUAUUGAUUUUGGAUUUGCAUUUGAAAAAAUAAUUUAGCCUGAGAGGCUUUGUUACUUCAGAACGCUUUGAAUUAACUCCCCAGAGAAUAUGUCAGACGCAAAUAGACUUUUCAUCAUUCCGUAGGGAGAGAGCCUCUUCUGUCUCUAGCUUAUUAUGGUUCACCUAGAGGGAGAGUUGGCAGGCAAUUCGCAUUGCUUUAUUAGUGCCACCCAAGUCUCCCUGAUAACUGACUUGUUUCCCUGAACUAACCCGCAUUCUGGGUAAUCCCCCAAAGUAUUUGUAUAUUGAAUGUUGAAAAGUAUUUAAAUUUUAUAUGGGGCAGUUGCUGGAAUUGACAGUAUAUCAAACCAAAACCUUAAAGCUGUUUCCCCCCCCCCGCCCAAAAAAGGCAUAACUCAGAACCCUAGUUCCCAUCCUUGCUGCCCAUUUCAUAUUAGGAAUUGAAAACAUCACAUGCUAAAUUUUCACAGAGAACCACCUUGACUAGAACUUAACCUCAUGGUGGCAGCAUUUUCCUGAAGGGGACAAAGAGUCAAUGAAAUGUUCUGUCACUUUGUGUGGCAAUGGCUUCUUUUCCAUUAUCCAAAUAAUAGUAGACCUUGGGGCUGUUUUAGGCAAAACUCCCUGAGUCCGACUUAUUUUUGUGGUUCCCCAAUUGCAGAUUUCUUUGGUUUCCUAUUUUUUUUCUUCGUAUUUUCUUACCCUCUUCCUGGCCAGAUGACAUGCAGACUGUCAUAGGCUGGGACCAGAGGUCGUCGGUAUGGGUGCGGGUGGAAUGGAUCUGCGAGAGACCACACCGCUCCCAACUGCUGAGCUUUGAAUGAAGGCGGAUUCAGGACUGGGCCAGCAGCUGUGAGAAGGCUCAGGGACUGGGCUGUUGGAAGAAAGUCUCUGCUGCUAGACACCCCCAGCCCCCUACACUUUGAAAGCUAUAUCCAGCAAGAGCUCCUGAUAAGACUUUAGCAAUUGCUUCUUUUUAUUCUGUGUAUCCAAAUAAGAGUGAAUAGCACUGUAUCAAUCUGUAGCGAUUGGUUUCAUGGUAUUCUCUGCCAUAACCAUAGCCCUUCUUAUAAUUAAAAAAGAAAUCUUUUUUUUUUUUUUGCCAUCCAUGUCCGUUGCUACCUAAUAAAAAAUAUUUGUUUAUGUGAUCUAAUAUUUCUAAUGAGUAUAGAAGAAAGGUCAUGGAGAGGCAGGGAUGCUACAGAUUUUUAUGUCAGAAUUCAGAGUGAUUUCAAGAGCAACAGCUGUGGCAGACAAUGUAGAAUUGCUGUUGCUGCUGCCAAUGCCAUUGCUGAAGAAAGACGGAAUCAGAGGGGCUUUAGCACUCUCCCAUCCCAAUCCUCAAAUAUGAAGUCAUCCUUUAAACCAGUACUAGGUGGAUCUGUGCUUAAAAAUGAUAUAAAACAACGAUUAGAGAAGGAGCGCAGAGAAGAGAAAAAAAGACAAGAUGCUAAUAAAGAAACACAACUACUUGAAAAAGAAAGAAAGUCUAAGAUCCUAUAUGAAAAACAAACGGAGGAAAAGCAACGAAAGUUGCGAGAACAAAAAGAAAGGGAUGAACAACGGAGAAUAUCUGUAGAAAAAAGGAGAAAAGACAGAUUACAGGAGGAAAGGAAAUUCAAAGCCGUCUUUUAUCGUACAUUGGAACGCAGCAGCAACCGUGUUGAUUUUCAAAAAAGAUGGUCAUGGGAAGGCUGGACAGCAGUCAGCUCUUCCACAAUAAAUUCUGAGGAUAAAACUGAAACAGCGAAAAAGAGGAGAAGCUCAUCUUUGAAUAGAAGAUGUAGCAAACCGCAUUCAUCUACGGAAAUAGAACAAGUAGAAGAAAAAACAACUGACAUCCACAGUGUAGUCCAGUAUGUAAGAAUGCCCCUGCUUAGCAACAGCAGUCAUGAAUUGAAGAGUACCAUAGUGCCUUGCAAGUCAACAGUGGCCAUGCCUCCUCACGAGAAAGUAGAGACACCCUCCAAGACAAGCGUGGAAGCACCCCCAAAGGCGAGUGUGGAAGUGCCUCCUGAGGUGAGCGUUGAAGUAUCUCCCAAGGUAAGCUUGGAAGCGCUCCCCGGGACGAGCUACGAAGCGCUCCCCGAGACGAGCUACGAGAGCUACGAAGCGCUGCCCGGGACGAGCUACGAGAGCUACGAAGCGCUGCCCGGGACGAGCUACGAGAGCUACGAAGCGCUGCCCGGGACGAGCUACGAAGCGCUCCCCGGGACGAGCUACGGAGUGCUUCCCGGGAUGAGCUAUGGGGUGCUCCCUGGGAUGAACUUUGAAGCAUACCCUGAGAGUGUGGAAACAUCACCUGAGGCGAAUGUGGAUCUUUCCUCCGAUGUGAGCAUGGAUUCGUCCCCGGAGGUGAGUGUGGACCCAUCCCCCAAAGUGAGCACGGACUCUUCUGAGGUGAGUGCAGAGGUGUCAUCUGAGGCUAGUGUGGAAACAUCCCCUGAGGCCAGCAUGGAAACACUCCCAGAGGAGAACGAGAGCUUGGAGGCACUUCCUGAGGAGAACGAGGACCUCGAGGACCUCGAGGCACUUCCUGAGGAGAACGAGGACCUCGAGGCACUUCCUGAGGAGAACGAGGGCCUCGAGGAGCUCGAGGCACUUCCUGAGGAGAACGAGAGCCUGGAGGCACUUUCUGAGGAGAACGAGGACCUCGAGGACCUCGAGGCACUUCCUGAGGAGAACGAGAGCCUGGAGGCACUUUCUGAGGAGAACGAGGACCUCGAGGGCUUGGAGGCACUUUCUGAGGAGAACGAGGACCUCGAGGACCUCCAGGCACUUUCUGAGGAGAACGAGAGCCUCGAGGCACUGCCCGAGGCGAGUGUGAAGAUGCUCCCUGAGGAGAGCAUGGAGGUGCCCUCUGAGGCGAAUGUGAAGGGACUCCCUGAGGCCUCCCUUGAGGUGACUAGGAAAACAUCUUCCAAGGCCAAAGUGAAAGACUCUCUACAGAAAUCAGAAACAGAUAUACAGGCCUCAAAGCCUAUUCCCAAGACGCGCCUACCACCGUCGCAGAUACCCUGUUACAGAUGGUCCUCUUCUCCCACAAGCAGGUGGCGUCCGCCGUCUCCCGUCAGUGCUAGCAGGCAAAUCCAAAAGAAUCGCCUCCUGUCACCUUCACCUGUCACGUCAAAACCAGCGGCCCAGUUUUCUUUUUCUUAUAAAGUAAUUCCUAUCCAGCGUACCCCAUUGGCACAAAAUGCAGGUACUAUUGGAAUGAAAAGUGAAGCCAUUUCUAACACCAGUAAGAGCUCCGAGGCUGCUAGCCAAAAGGAUAUGAUCUGUGAAGAGUCUGGUAAUAAAAGCACACCAGGACCUAUGAAUGCCAAGGAGGGAACAAAAAUUUUGGCAGAAAAACGACGUGUUGCUCGUGAACAAAAAGAAAAAGAGGAAGAAAGACCACAAAAAGAGAUGGAACAAAGAAAAAUAAAAGACAUGACAAAGAAAGUGGAUGAAGGCCAAGAAGAAGCGUUCUCAAAAUUUGAAGAUGGGCAACAACCAAAGGAGUUCGAAAAGAAGAAAGGAAGUCAGAAUCAAGACCAGAAUGUACAGCUCCAGAGAAUUGAGGAAACCAUGAAGCGGACAAGAAAGCCAGAUUCGAAUGCCAUACAGGCUGCAGAAGCAUCCAGCAAUGAUGCACAUGAGGACGACGAGGCAGACGAUGAGGACGAGCCAGAAAGUGACAUCGAUUCCUUCGAUGACCUGUAUCCAUCAGCUUUUAUAAAUGGCAUAGAUUCAUCCACAAAACUGAAAACACAUUUUAAAAAUGUGAAGAACGCUCACAAGCUGGUGUUUUUAGAUGCCACUUCUAGCCACAGCUACAAAGAUGCAACAACAUUUUUUAAUUGUGACACGAAAACCUUUAGACAAAAACAGGUGAAAGACCCUUUGAAUCGGACAAAGAGUAGCAGAUCCUCCACCAAAGGAACAACCAGCCGAGCAGCAAAAACCGGAGAGGCAGUCAUCAGCAACACCGUGGGACCUGCCAAGAGUUUACAUUCAGAGGCACAGGAGUGGAUCUGUGACAAGAUCAUUGACAUUACAAGCAGGACAGAACCACCUAGGUCCCGUAGCCUUCCUAAGAGCCAAAAACACCAUCUAAAAGGUUCCACGACAUCCUGCCUGAGUCACCAGCCACCUAUAGACAACACGGAGAGCAGCACAUCUGUUCCUGCCCCAUCAGCUAGGUAAACCUCGUCCAUCCUGGAAGAGAAUCCAUCCUCCACUAUGGCUUUUGACUUCCAGGCCCAUCUCAAAAUUUCUCCACCUGCUACUUGAACCUGGCAAAGAAAAUGACUAUUAAAAAAAGAAGAAGAUCAAAACAUCAUCUUAACGUAUCUCAGCAGAUGCUCCUGUCAUCUCUGCUCUUGCCCACAGGGUUCUGAGUAAAGAGUUGUUUUGCUUUCCUGUAAAAAUCUCCAUGGUCAUUCAUUCUUCUGUUUUCCUGCCAACACAUGUUUGAGUGUGUAUCAAGGGUGUCUUUAUAAAAUGCUAAUGAGUUUCUAAAAGAAUCUUUACCAAAGAAAUCGUUUUUCUCAGUACAUACUUGAAAUCUCAAAAUCAUGUUUACUCCCUUUAACGGUUACAUUAACGUAGCAAUAAAAACUCACAGUUGAUCUUAUAGGGAACAUAAUGGGUUUUGAGAGGGCCUCGAGACUGCUCACGAGAGCUUUGUCAAAUUGUUUUAAUAGACAAAUACAGGUUGCAAAAUACCGCCCAUCACAUUUUCCCAUCAGGGACGUCUCUUUUUACGCUGCCGUGGUCUGGCAGCCCAGCACGCAGGCCCCUGCACCCGGAAGCGCCGGGAGUCCGAGAAGCUGUGAUCUUCAGCAUCGUCCCGGCUCUGUCAGUGCUGCCUUUUGAAGUACGUAUUGAGGCUUAUCCAUCAGGACAUGUUGUUUUGUUAAGUACACGAGGCAGUGUCUGGCACUUGUCCGGCGCACUCUGUUUAAUGAGCCUAAAUGUUUACUGUGUAUCAUCUUUCUCUGCUUGUGCUCUCCAGGCCUGCCCUUCAGUAUAACUCGGGCUUGAGAUGUGGAACCAAAAUUUGCUUGCCUUUCUCUAGCCGCUGGCUGCAAGUGAGUCAGAAGCAGAGUUAUUCUCCGGUCCCCGGGAUAGCCAGGCACACAGCCCUGCCCGGUGUACAUGCACACACGUGUGCGCACACGCAGGAUUAAUGUCGCCUGAGAUGCACUGAAGCCUGCUCGAACCAUAACCUAAAACUUGAAUGCAGGUUAGUUGUCCCAAUGCUAAUGAGAUUUCUGGUGAAUCACAAAUAGUUUGAAGCAGGCCCCUGUGCCUUUCUAGCCACUAGUCUUGGACUAGUAAAAGGAAGGAACCAUUCUUCUGAGUCCCCUGUUCUUUGCUAUGCAGAGUUACACUUCCUUUGUUAUAGAUUAGAGCUCGGGGCCUUGGGACUUAGUGUAUAAACUAUCUUUAUACACCAGCUCUCUUCUUUAAAGGACAGAGAUCAUCAUGCUAACAAAGGAGUUCCUUUUUCUGUACAAAUUUCACGUGUUGAAACUCGGUUACACUGUUCCUGUGCAGCAUGCAAUAAACUUUGCAGAUAAA
Messenger RNA from Sus scrofa (pig), 5903 nucleotides. NCBI's taxonomy places the organism in Eukaryota, Metazoa, Chordata, Mammalia, Artiodactyla, Suidae. The record is from RefSeq and is a predicted model, not a curated record.